AUGGCUGACCGGCUGACCGCCCUUGCCGGCUUCCACGACUCGUCCUAUUCAGUCGCAUCAAACACUACAGCAGGAGAUGCUUUGGGAGGUAUACAUGACGGAAAUGUGACACAGGCCGACGCGUCCGCCGGAGGACGGCCGAUGCCUGCCUUACCGCCAGGAAUGGAGACAGAGGCGAGUGUUAGCUUGAUGCCUCCUCCGGCUGUCCCUCAGCGCAAUGGCACCAGUGGCACUGCUGGCGGCGCGACAAAUACCUUUAAUCCAGCCACAUCUUCCGCAAGCAAGGCCGCCCGCGCGAAAACCCCACCACCAGCUCCCACGAGUAAGCAGCAACAGCCGCCAGACACUGCGCAGAAGCCAGACACGCGUCGAAGGUAUGGCAUCACGAUCGGCGGGCUCGCUGGAGAUCCAGGCGCUGCAGGAGGUCUCUCUCUCGGUGAGGAUGAAGAUGAAGACGCAAGCGAGAUGGCGGGAGGGGUCGAAAUCGUUGGUGGUGCAGCUGGUGCAGAGGACUCUGGUCAAUGGGGCUCGCGUGCGAUGAAUCGACGGGUCGCGCAAGGGACAAACCUGAAGCAAUUGCAGGCUCGAAUCGACUCCCUCACCACUGAGCGCGAUGACCUUAAAAUCGAAGUCGACUUCCAUCGACGAAAGGGGAGCAUAGGAGACAUCGCCAGCGAGGUCAUUUCGUUAAGGCAGGAGAAAUUAACGUACGUUAAGAAGGUCAUCAACCUCAAUGACAUCGUCAAGAAACAAGACAAAGUGAUGACGCAACUGCGAAAGGCGAACAAGUUCUGGGAAGGAAAGAAAGUGGAGGAUUGGAAGAACAUGGAGGACGAGCUCCACGCACUUAGGAAACAAGCAGAGUUGCAAGCCCGGGAAAAUGACAAAUUGCAAGAAGAAGUCCAAUUCUUCAAGAAUCUGCGCGAGGAUCGGAGCCGCGAGGAUCGCAGUCGGUCCAGUGUUCGUGUCGGCGGUAAGGCUACCAUACAGGAACUCGAGCAAGAAGUAGAAGCCUUGAAGGAGGACCAAAAGGUGGAACUGUACAAGCUGGAGACCGCGCUUGCCGACAUGGAGCAGCAGCGCGAUGACCUUGCAGACCAGCUCGAAGAAUUGCGCCUUAGCAAGCGUGGCGCGGCCGGCGGUCGACGCAGCCUCAAAAGCGCCGAGGAUAGCGACGCAGAUGAGUCAAACGCCACACUCGGCACAGCUGCCGCGGAGCGCUCAGCGAUCAUCAGGCGAAAAGAAGAGACAAUUAAGGAUCUUGAAGAGCGUGAGGCGGAACUCAAGAUGCAGCUGGAGGCUCUGCGCACAGACUUGGACAGCACACAGCGCCGCGAAGAUCAAUUGGAGGAAGAGGGUGAAGAUGCAAGCCGUGAGAUGAUGGCGAUGCAGAAUAUCCUCGAGGAGCGCAUGGCAAACGAAGUGCAGCAUUGGAAGGACGAGCUGACAAGCUGGAAGCUCAAGCACGAGAGGCAGGAGCAACGCGUCGAACAGCUCGAGGUCGACCGAGAAGAGUGGGAAGCCAAGUACACAAAUCUGGAUUAUGAGCUCACCAAAGUCGAACAGGAGUACCAAGCAGUUCGUCUGGACGAGGUGGAAAAAGAAGCUGAUGAUCUCGAGCAAGAUGUUGAAGAGCAAAAGCAGACCAUCGAGCAGCUUGAAGACGACCUGGACUUACACGCUGGAGACUUAGAAUACGCGAAUGGCGAGGUUGCUAGGUUAUCUGAUCUUCUAGGUCACGUUGAACAAGAGCGGGAUACCAAGGCUGAUGAGAUUGAUCAGCUCAAUGCUGAACUGGACGAGGCGGAGAUGAAAGCAGAGCAAGCGGAGCGCAGAGAUCAGGCCUUGAAAGACCGCCUGAACGACGCGCAACUUCUCCUUGAUGAACGCGAGGCUAAGCUUGAGGAGCUAUCUGAAGCAUAUGAAGUUGUGCUUGCUAACAAGGAGCAACUUGCCAACGACUACCACGAAAUGAAAGAGGAGCUUGGCAGCCUGAAGGCCAAGCUCACGCACUCGCAAGAUGAGCUUGAGCAAACCCUUGAGGACCUCCGAGCGGAGGAGCGCUUGAACCAGCAGCAAGCGGAUGACUACGCAAUGCAGCUCAAGCAGAGAGAGGAGGAGUAUCAGUCCAAUCUUAAGAGCAAGGACAUGGAUGUUGCAGCAUUGGAGAAUCAUGCCGACAAUCUCAAAGAAGACGUCACGAAUCUGAAGGAAGACUUGCACAAACUGCAAUCCGCUUUGCGAGACCAAGCCGACCAGAGUCAGCGUCUGGGCCAGAGCCACGUCAACGACAGAUAUGCUCUGGAGCUGGAGAUCGACCGACUAAAGCGAGAAGUCGCAGCACUAGAGAGAGAGCUCGAAUCAGCAAGCAGGGCGGCUGAGAGGAAGGAAGACUUGCUUAAGGAGAAAGAUGCUGCAGGAAUCAAAGCUAACACCGACCUGCGAGACCUCGUGAGCAAGCUUGCCUCGGAACAACAGGCUCAUCUCGGGCUCUCUGAUCGGUUCGAAGCACAGAAGAAGGCCCUUCGCGAAGCGCAAGAGGAAGCCGAGGAAGCUCGGGCGAAGCUGGAGGAGCUCGAGCACCAACGAUCCGAGUACGAGCGCAACAAGAGCCAUGCCAAUGAACAAGCGGUCGGCCAACUCAAGGAGCGCAACACAUUGUUGCUCACGAUUUACCAAAGUCUCGGUCGCACCCUUGGCGCCGACAAGGGCUUGGGAGUGAGCCGCAAACGAGACGAUGCAGACCUCAAACCAUUCACCAACUUUGGCAUCUUCCAUGAUAGCCUCUUGUCUCGGAUGAGGCGGCUUGGAGAGCUUCGGACGCACUUCGACACCAAGGCAAAAGAGAUGGAGGCCAAGUUCCUGGAGCACUUCAGUGCAAUCAAGAAGCAGCAGGACGGGCAGAUGCGCCACAUUAAUCGUCUCGAGCAAACACUGAAGACAGCGUCCGACAAACAAGGAAUCUGGCGAUCGCGCAUAGUUGCGAAACAAGCCGAGUUGGACGCUGCCAAGUCCACAAAUAAUGAGCUGCAGCAGCAGAUCUCCUCGCUUAAGACUCGAACGGUGUUGUCUUCUCCAUCAUCGAACUCCAAGAUCACCAAUCUCAACUCGCGCGCGAACAAUGCAGAACGCAAGCUUGCAGCGGCACAGACCUCUCAGCAACAUGCGGAAGACCGCCUGGAGGAAACCAAACGCAGAUUCGAGCAGGACGAGUCCAAGUGGGUGGCCAGAAUCAAAGAGCUUGAGCUGAGAUGCAAAGCUGCGGAAGAGAAAGCUUCGAGGGAUCGGUCGAGCGCGAAGGAACGUCUGAAGGCUCUAGAGGAGCAGAAGCGGUGA
This is a messenger RNA of Tilletiaria anomala UBC 951, 3336 nucleotides long. RefSeq lists its product as uncharacterized. The record is from RefSeq and is a predicted model, not a curated record. The transcript is spliced from 10 exons. The coding region runs from base 1 to 3336 and encodes 1111 amino acids. Lineage: Eukaryota; Fungi; Basidiomycota; Exobasidiomycetes; Georgefischeriales; Tilletiariaceae.